AUCACCGUACCAGUCAUGCCAAUUAACAUAACAUAAUAAUGGAGGCUGAUUUUUAAUACAGGUUUAACUAGUAAAUGAACUUGGACUAUCUGGUGCCAAACUGUAAAAAAAAAAAAAAAAAAAACAAUUGUUAAUGGAGUCCUUUUUAAUCUUCUAAAUGAAUGAGGAUUAUAUAACUAAGAGUGAGGACCCCUGCCAGGUCAUAUAUAUUUUCCACUAAUAUUUCUCUAACGUAAUCAUAUGUAAGUCGAAGCCAGAAAAGGCCAUUAUGAUUAAAUAAGAAGACAACCUGAUCUGCAGAGAAUCCAAUUCAGAAGGUGACUGCUGAUACUGCUGUUGAUUCCUUCUAUCUUUUUUAAUUAGCACGCUAAUAAUCAUUUCUAAACAGCUAAAUAACGUCUCUUAACUUCUCGUAUGGAGUGACAUGAUUGGCGGAAAUAUUACAUAGGAAAUUUAAGGCAUAAAACCUUCAUCCCUGCUCGAUAUGGCCUCUCCUGGUUGGCCUGCUCACUUCAGUGUCAUGUCAAUGCUUUAUUACCAAAAUACACUAAAUUCUUUUUUUUUUUAUCCAUAAAAGGAUUUCUUUUGAAUUUAUAAUUUGGAUUUUUUACCUCAACAGCCAUUUCACAUAUAAUGUUUGUUGCUAUCAUUUUAGCUGAUGCAUAAUAAGUAUAGGUUUGGGAGAACCCAACCCAGACCAUUCACCCACCCAUUGAGACGGCCCUAGACGUAACAAAGCUAUAUUAAACAUUUUAAUCUUAAAUCCAAUCAAGUGAACUUAAUUGGGGCCAGUUCUGCUAAAACAUUAUAACAUGAAUAUCUAGAGACUGAAAUCCAAAUUUCCACCAUCAGACCAUAAAAGAAAAGAAGGAGAGGAUUAUAAUGGUGGGAAAGAAGGAAUGAAAGAAGAAGAAGAAGAGGUGGAGAGAAAGACAAGCCAGAGAAACCUGUCUGCAAAAGAGAAAAGCAAAAAAGCUGAAAGUGAGGAACUAAAGGAGAAAGAUCAAGGGCAUGGAAGAGAAAGACCAUAUGAAAAAGAGCAUGGGAGCAGACAUCACUAUGAAAUUGAGGAAGAGAAUGAACGAGAGAGAGAGCAAGAGAAAAAAGGGUUUGCUGGAAAAGAACAUGGGAGAAGACAUCACUCUGAAGGUGAUGAAGAAAGAGAGCGGCCCACUGAGAAAGAGCAUGGGAAAAGACAUCGCUCUGAGGGAAAGGACAAAAGAGAACAUGAGAGAAGAGAUUAUUCUGAAAGUCAGAAAGAAACAGAGAGGCUCUCUGAUAAAGAGCAUGGGAGAGGACAUCACUCUAAAGCAGAGGAAGAAAGAGCGUAUGAGAAAGAUAAUGGGAGAAGACAUUACUUUGAAACAGAGGAAGAAAGAGAAAAUCCCUCUUCUGAAAAAGCGCAUGGGAGUGGCCAUCACUCUCAAAGAAAUAGCGAGAUGAAGGGACCCUUCAUGAAAGAGCACAGGUGGGGACAUCACUCUGAAGAAGAAGAAAUGACAGAGAGGUCAAUUGAAAAAGAACAUGGGGGAAGCCAUCCUACAGAAGGUGAGGAAGGAAGACAGAGACCUUCUGUAAAAGGGCAUGGAGGAAGUCAUCACUCUGAAAUAAAGGAUGAGAGGAACAGAACCUCUGAAAAAGAACAUGGCAGAAGAGAUCACUCUGAAAGGGAGGAGGAAAGACAGAGGUCAAGUGAAAAAGGACAUGGUAGAAAUCAUUACUCCAAUGGAGAUGGAGAAAGAGAGAAGCCAUCUGGUGGAAGACAUCGAUCUGAAGAUGAGCGUAUGAAGGAGAUGCAUGGGAGAAGACAUCACUCUGAAAGUGAAGAUGAGAUGAGACGGCACUCUAAAAAAGACCACUGGAAUAAACAUCACUCUGAAGAAAAAGGAGAAAGAGAUUUUGAAAAACAGCAUGGAAGAAGAAAUCACUCUGAAGGAAAUGAAGAAAGAGCCCUCCACUCUGUAAAAGAACACUGGGGAAAACAUCACACUGAAGAAGAAGAAGAAGAAGACAAGACAAGAAGAUACUCUGAAAAUGAUCAUGGGGGAAGACAUCAUUCUGAAGAGGAGGAAGAAAGAGAGAGGGCUUUCAAAAAAGUGCAUGGAACAAAACAUCACUCUGAAGGAAGAGAAAGGUUGUCUGAAAAUGUCCAUGGGGGAAGACACCACUUUGAAGAAGAAGAAGAAGAAGAAGAAGAAGAAGAAGAAGAAGAGAGGUUUUUUGAAAAAGAGCAUGAGAGAAGACAUCACUCUAAAGAAGAGGAAGAAAGAGAGGCUGAGAGAAGACAUCACUUUGAAAAGGUCCACGGGUUAGGACAUCACUCUGAAGAAGAGGUAUCCUCUGAAAAAGAGCAUGGCAGUAGAUAUCCCUCAGAGCACUGGGGAAGACAUCACUCUGUAGAAGAGAAAGAAAAAGAGAUACCAUCUGAAAAAGACCACUGGGGAAGCUAUCACUCUGAGGGUGAAGAAAUGCGGGGGAAGUACGCUAAAAGAGAACAUGGGAGACAUCACUCUGAAGAUGAAGAAGAUGAAGAAGAAAGCCUGUUUAAAACAGGGUAUGGGGAAGGACAUCACUCUGAAGUAGAAAGAAAACGACAAAGACUUUCUGAAAAAGGACAUGGGAGAAGACAUCACUCUGAAGAAGACAAGCCAAGGAGGACCUCUGCAAAAGAAAAUGGGGCAACACAUCACUCUGAAGGAGAGGAGGAAAGAGAAAGUCCCUCUGAAAAAGAACAUGGGACAAGACAUCACUCUGAGCAUUGGGGAAGACAUCACUCUGAAGGAGAGGAAGACAGAGAGAGACAUUCUGAAAAAGAGCAUGGGACAGGACAUCACUCUGAAGGUGAGGAGGAGGAAAGAGAGAGUCCCCCUGAAAAAGAGCAUGGGACAGGACAUCACUCUGAAGGUGAGGAGGAGGAAAGAGAGAGUCCCCCUGAAAAAGAGCAUGGGACAAGACAUCACUCUGUGCACUGGGAGAGACAUCACUAUGAAGGUGAGGAGGACAGAGAGAGACACUCUGAUAAAAAGCAUGGGACAAUACAUCACUCUGAAGGACAUGAAGACAGAGAGAGACACUCUGGAAAAGAGCAUGGGACAAGACAUCACUCUGAAGGGGAAGAGGAUAGAGAGAGAGACUCUGAUAAAGAGCAUGGGACAAGACAUCACUCUGAAGGGGAAGAGGAUAGAGAGAGAGACUCUGAUAAAGAGCAUGGGACAAGACAUCACCCUGAGCACUUGAAAGGACAUCACUUUGAAGGUGUGGAGGACAGAGAGAGACACUUUGAUAAAGAGCAUGUGACAAGACAUCACUCUGAGCACUGGGACAGCCAUCACUCUGAGCACUUGGAAGGACAUCACUCCGAAGUGGAAGAGGUCAGAGAGAGACACUCUGAUAAAGAGCAUGGGAAAAGACAUCACUCUGAGCACUUGGAAGGACAUCACUCUGAAGGGCAAGAGGCGAGAGAGAAACACUCGGAUAAAAAGCCUGGAACAAGACAUCACCCUGAGCACUGGGGAAGACAUCACUCUGAAGGUGAGGAAGACAGAGAGAGACACUCUGAAAUAGAACAUGGGACAAGACAUCACUCUGAGCACUGGGGAAGGCAUCACUCUGAAAGACAGGAAGAUAGAGAGAGACACUCUGAAAAAGAGCAUGGGACAAGUCAUCACUCUGAAGGAGAGGAGGACAAAGAGAGACACUCUGAUAAAGAGCAUGGGACAAGACAUCACUCUGAGCACUUGGAAGGACAUCAUUUUGAAGGUGAGGUGGACAGAGAGAGACACUCUGAAAUAGAACAUGGGACAAGACAUCACUCUGAGCACAGGGAAGGACAUCACUCUGAACGUGAGGAGGAAAGAAAGAGUCCCCCUGAAAAAGAGCAUGGGACAAGACAUUACUCUGAGCAUUUGGAAGGACAUCACUAUGAAGGUGAGGAGGACAGAGAGAGACACUCUGAUAAAAAGCAUGGGACAAUACAUCACUCUGAGCACUUGGAAGGACAUCACUCUGAAGGUGAGGAGGACAGAAAGAGACACUUUGAUAAAGCGCAUGGGAAAAGGCAUCACUCUGAGCACUUGGAAGGACAUCACUCUGAAGGUGAGGAAGACAGAGAGAGACAUUCUGGAAAAGAGCAUGGGACAAGACAUCACCCUGAGCACUGGGACAGACAUCACUCUGAAGGUGAGGAGGACAGAGAGAGACACUCUGAAAAAAAGCAUGGAACAAGACAUCACUCUGAAGGUGAGGAGGAAAAAGAGAGUCCCCCUGAAAAAAGGCAUGGGACAAGACAUCACCCAGAGCAUUGGGACAGACAUCACUCUGAAAGAAAGGAAGAUAGAGAGAGACACUCUAAUAAAGAGCAUGGGACAAAACAUCACUUUGAAGGUGAGGAGGACAGAGAGAGACACUCUAAUAAAGAGCAUGGGACAAGGCAUCACCCUGAGCCCUUGGAAGGACAUCACUUUGAAAGAAAGGAAGAUAGAGAGAGACACUCUAAUAAAGAGCAUGGGACAAAACAUCACUUUGAAGGUGAGGAGGGCAGAGAGAGACACUCUGAUAAAGAGCAUGUGACAAGACAUCACUCUGAAGGGGAAGAGGACAGAGAGAGACACUCUGAUAAAGAGCAUGUGACAAGACAUCACUCUGAAGGGGAAGAGGACAGAGAGAGACACUCUGAUAAAGAGCAUGGGACAAGACAUCACUCUGAGCAGUGGGGAAGACGCCACUCUAAAGGUGAGGAGGAAAGAAAGGGACACUCUGAAAAAGAGCAUAUGGCAAGACAUCACUCUGAAGGGGAAGAGGACAGAGAGAGACACUCUGAAAAAGAGCAUAUGGCAAGACAUCACUCUGAAGGGGAAGAGGACAGAGAGAGACACUCUGAUAAAGAACAUGGGACAAGACAUCACUCUGAAGGAGAAGAACACAUAGAGAGGCCUUCUGAUAAAAAGCAAUGGAGUGAACAUCACUCAGAAGACGUCCAUGGUGGAAGACAUCAUUCCGAGGGUAAAGUAACGAGGGACAUUAAAAGAGAACAUGGUAGACAUCACUUUGAAGUUGAAAGCCUGCUUGAAACAGAAAAUGGGGACAGACAUCACUCUAAACCAGAGGCAGUAAGACAGGGAAAAAGAGAAAAUGAACAUGGGGGAAGACAUCACAAUGAAGAAGAAGAAGAAGAAGAAGAAGAAGGUGAAAGCCUGUUUGAAAAAGAGCAUGGGGGAAGUCAUGACAAGACAUCAAGGUUCUCUGGAAAAGACCAUGGGAGAAAACAUCAUGAAAAAGAGCAAGAUAAAGAACAUGAGCACAAGAAAGCUCUACUGAAGCUUCUGCUGUCUGGAAAAACUCAGCCUAAGAGGCUAAAGGGAGUGAUAUAUGAUGACUUUAAAGACUGUGAGUGUCACGGCCACUCCAACCGCUGCAGUUUCAUCGACUACCUGAACAUUGUCACGUGUGUGAGCUGUAAGCAUAACACACGUGGCCAAAACUGCCAGCACUGCCGCAUGGGCUUCUACAGGAAUUCCUCAGUUGAACUGGACGAUGAGAGUGUGUGUGUGGAGUGUGGCUGUAACCAGAUGGGUUCACUACAUGACCGCUGUAAUGACACUGGAUUCUGCCAGUGUAAAGAAGGCACCACGGGCAUCAAGUGUGAUGAAUGUUUGCCUGGAUACUACUGGAAGCAGGGCUGUCAACCAAACGUGUGUGAUGAGGAGCUGUUGAUGUGCCAGAACGGCGGUACAUGCCACCAGAACCAGCGCUGCAUCUGCCCACAUGAAUUUAAAGGUGUCCUAUGCCAGCACUCACGCUGCGAAGACGGGAAGAAGUGCAUCCACGGCGACCACAAUGGCGCCUCUGUGCCUGCUCUGAGCCUGGCACUGCUGGUGCUGUGCCCGCUCCUCACCCUCCUGCUGGGUUCUGCAGUCCUGCGUCCUGAAACAGUGCCCGUCUUUCUCCCACCGUCACACACAUCGACACACACCUGUGACGGCGCACUGGCCAUUACUCUGCUCUGCACCCUCAAGGAACCUAGGACUUCCUGGACAUAGAAAUAGGGAAGAUAAAUGACUCAAAAUGAGAGAUUUGUAAUUUUUUUUCUGUUUUCUUUUCUUUUUCACAAAAGAAAAACCAUAGCCCAAAAAUAAAUAAUAUAUACAUGUAUCAAACAUUUAUAUAUAUUUAUACACACACAUAUAUAUAUAUAUAUAUAUAUAUAUAUAUAUAUAUAUAUAUAUACUAUACAAGUAUCAAUAACAGAUAUGAAGAAGUUUAGGCACUAUCCUCAUUUAAUGAUUUAGGAAAAAAACAUUUAUAGUAGCAGGGAGAGAACUACAGGAAUCUCAGCACUCUGAUUGGACGAGCAAGAGAGGCUCUGCCUUUAUAUCACCCUGCUGUGCUGCUGUAUGUAACAAACUCACUGUUAAAUGCUAAAAAGUUAUAUAUAUAUAUAUAUAUAUAUAUAUAUAUAUA
Molecule: messenger RNA, 6459 nt
Organism: Hemibagrus wyckioides
Lineage: Eukaryota; Metazoa; Chordata; Actinopteri; Siluriformes; Bagridae
Gene: ntng2b
Product: netrin g2b
Exons: 5
Coding region: 900-6038 (1712 amino acids)
Source: RefSeq, a predicted model, not a curated record